CCGCCUUGGCCCAGCAAGUGUGGUCUCCAGCUCAAAAUCCCCAGCUGCAGAAGCAACCGGUUGCUGAACCUCAGCAGCAGAAGGAACCGGCCACCAUGCCCCAGCAAGCAUGGUAUCCAGCUCAAAAGCCCCAGCUGCAGAAGCAACCGGCCGCUGAACCUCAGCAGCAAAUUGAACCGACCGCCAUGCCCCAGCUACCUCAGCAAGUGUGGCAUCCAAUGCACAUUCCCCAGCAGCAACAGGAACUGGCCACCAUACCCCAGCAAGUGAGGUAUCCAGCUCAAAUGCCCCAGAAGCAUCUGGCCUCCAUGCCUCUACCACAGAAGCAACCGACCGCCAUGCCCCAGCAAGAGUGGAAUCCAGCUCAAAUGCCCCAGCAGCAGAAACAACUGGCCACCAUGCUGCAGAAGCAACCAGCCCCAAUGCUUCAACCGCAGAAGCAACAGGCCACCAUGCCCCCGCAAGUAUGGCAUCCAGCUCAAAUGCCUCGGCAGCAAAAGCAACCAGCUACUGAACCUCAGCAGCAAAUUGAACCGACCGCCAUUUCCCAGCCCCCUCAGCAAUUGUGGCAUCCAGAUCAAUUUCUCCAGGAGCAGAAGCAACCAUUCACUAUGCAUCUACCGCAGAAGGAACUUACCACCAAUCCACCAGAACUGUGGCAAUCCGCUCAAAUGCCCCAGCAGCAUACGCAACCGGCUGCCAUGCUUCAGCAAGUGUGGCAUCGGGCACAGAAGCAACCGGCCCCUAUGCCCCAGCAGCCUCAUGAUGUGUGGUAUCCAGCUAAAAUGGUCCAGAAGCAAGUCGCUGCGGUGACCGCCAUGCCGCAUCGCAUCAGCAAGUAUGGCAUCCAGCUG
Oncorhynchus nerka (sockeye salmon) is the source of this 854-nucleotide messenger RNA. RefSeq names its product activating signal cointegrator 1 complex subunit 2 homolog. Lineage: Eukaryota; Metazoa; Chordata; Actinopteri; Salmoniformes; Salmonidae. The annotation marks the transcript as partial. The record is from RefSeq and is a predicted model, not a curated record. The transcript has a single exon.